AUGGGCCCUACCCACGUUACUUGUUUCAGAUGUGGUCAGCAAGGUCACAAAGUAGCCAAAUGCAAACAAAAUCCUGGUCAUCAACAACAAACUCAUUCUCAAAGCAAAGCCCAAGGAAGAGGCCAGUUGCCUACAUGUUAUCAUUGUAAGCAAUCAGGGCAUAUGAAGAGGUCUUGUCCACAACUAGUCAUGAUAAGGAGUGCUUCUAGAUCCCAAAGUUUUGGGAGUUAUCAGGAAGGCCAAGGUCAGAGGCAGAAUUACCAAUCAGUUCAGUCCAGGCAGACAUUAAGGGCAGUACAACGGGCCGCAUCAACACAGUUAACACAACCGACCAACGUUUUGACAGGAGAUCAAGAUGUCGGGUUUGAUGUCAUUCUUGGUAUGGACUGGUUAUCCUCUUAUCGUGCCAUCAUAGAUUGCUACCGUGGAAGGGUUACUGUAUGUACCGCUAGGGGGGACUAUUUUUAUUUUCUGGGGAAUAGAGCCGAUGAAGGGUUGUUACCAUUGUAUGACCCGCAAAGUCGAGGCAAACUUAGUUUUCUUCUUGCAACUAUUGUCGAUGAUAAGAGUAAUACAAUUAGAGAAAUAUUUCCUAAGGUGGUUUGUGAGUAUCCAACUGUUUUUCCUGAGGAUCUCACGGAGUUACCACAUUAUCGUGUGGUAGAAUUCUCUAUAGAUCUGGUGCCUGGUGCAACACCCAUCUCCAUGUUGCCAUAUAGAUUUGCCCUAGCAGAGCUACUUGUCCUAAAGGAGCAAUUACAGGAAUUGUUAGACAAGGGUGUUAUACGCCCUAGUACCUCGCCAUAG
Camellia sinensis is the source of this 807-nucleotide messenger RNA. The record is from RefSeq and is a predicted model, not a curated record. NCBI's taxonomy places the organism in Eukaryota, Viridiplantae, Streptophyta, Magnoliopsida, Ericales, Theaceae.